Callithrix jacchus (white-tufted-ear marmoset) is the source of this 773-nucleotide messenger RNA. NCBI's taxonomy places the organism in Eukaryota, Metazoa, Chordata, Mammalia, Primates, Cebidae. The record is from RefSeq and is a predicted model, not a curated record.
CUAAGAUGCAGAGUUCGGUGCCGCUACUUCAGCAUCUCUGGGGCUUGGACCCUGAAAUCUAAAGUAGCAGCACUGCAGCCAGAGCUGGGGAUGCUGACCAGUCAGUCCUGGCCCAGGGAGGCAGAAGUGAGGGAUGCAGAUUGCCAGCAGCUGUUCCUUCUUAUCAUUUCCAUCUUCCUGGGGCUGAGCCAGCCGAGGAGCCCCAAAGGCAAGAGGAAGGGGCAAGAGCGGUCUGGGCCCCUGGCCCCUGGCCCUCACCAGGUGCCACUGGACCUGGUGUCACGGGUGAAACCGUACGCCCGCAUGGAGGAGUACGAGAGGAACCUCGAGGAGAUGGUGGCCCAGCUGAGGAACAGCUCAGAGCUGGCCAAGAGCAAGUGUGAGGUCAACUUGCAGCUGUGGAUGUCCAACAAGAGGAGUCUGUCUCCCUGGGGCUACAGCAUCAACCACGACCCCAGCCGUAUCCCUGCGGACCUGCCGGAGGCACGGUGCCUGUGUCUGGGCUGUGUGAACCCCUUCACCAUGCAGGAGGACCGCAGCAUGGUGAGUGUGCCGGUGUUCAGCCAGGUGCCAGUGCGCCGCCGCCUCUGCCCGCCACCGCCCCGCACAGGGCCCUGCCGCCAGCGUGCGGUCAUGGAGACCAUUGCCGUGGGCUGCACCUGCAUCUUCUGAACCACCUGGCGCAGAAGCUGGGCCAGCAGCCCAAGCCAUCCUCCCUGCACUCUUGUGCCAAGAAAGGCCUAUGAAAAGUAAAUGCUGACUUUUGAAAGCAA